This is a messenger RNA of Acanthocheilonema viteae, 564 nucleotides long. The record is from the annotation of a GenBank genome assembly. Lineage: Eukaryota; Metazoa; Nematoda; Chromadorea; Rhabditida; Onchocercidae.
AUGUUCGGCAUGCUAAAAUUAGCGUUUUCGAUCAUACUAUGGGGCGUUAUUCGUUUAUCGUCAGCUGACGCCAGUUCUUGCGGAAAGCUUACGCGUUGUAUUAUUAAAAGAUGCUUCUCUACAGAAAAAACUGAAACAGCAUUGCAUACAAUGAGUGCAGUUGGAAUGUUUUCCGCUAUGGUUGAUCAAUUCAGUUUUGUUUGCAUUGUGACAAAAUGCCGUGAUGCAUGCAAUGCAUGCGAGCAGUGCAACUAUGCCUUAGAUCAACUAUCUAAAGUUACCUCCGGUGCUAAAACAAAAAUGGUAUGUCCUAAAAUUGAAACUUGUUUGGAGCAAUGCUUCCUAGAAGAUGCGCUUCAUAUCAAUUCAUGCGCUAGAAAACGAUGUAAUCUUCACUGCUUCGAUGACGAUUGUCCAUAUUGCAUUUAUGUGGCAAAAAGGAUAUUUUUGAGAAUUUGUCGUGAAAAUAACAUUCCCAAAUUACCAAAUGUAAAAUUUAAUGGUAAUUGUAUGGAUUUAUUUGAGCAUGUCCUUAAAGAGUAUGCUGCUGGUCAUCGAACAUAA